CCUGAGGUCAUUGGAGGCCACAGCAAGGCAGAUAAAAGAAUUCUGUCAGAGAAUGGCAUGGAUAGUGAUACGCCAUUAAAAAGGUCCGCAUCUGUUUCCAGACAGUUGUCUGUCAUGGCGGGUAGAGGACGACUUUUGAAAGUACCCAUAAUCCUCUUGUCAUUGACGAUUGGAAUAUUAUGUGGCCACUUAUUGUUUCGCUUCUCUAGUGCUCCUAUAGAUUCUGGGUCACGUGGGAAUAAUUUUAAACGACAUGAAACGUCACAAAAACAGCUGGACACGUCAUUUCACGAACCUCCAUCUGAAAGAGAGGGCCUAAGUAUUAAAAAGGACAUGAGUAUACAGUUUCGAGACUAUCAGCCGAAGAAAUACUUUGUGAACGUAGGUGGGACUUACCCCAAAAGUAUUGAUAUUUUUCUUCUGACGUAUCCGGAUUCGGAGACGUUUUCGCUUGUUUCUUUCAUACCAGAUGUGUCGUUCGCGCCAUUUUACGCUGCUUUUGAUAACCAUACGCUGAUUAGCCCAGCAUGGGUAAGUGCAGCUGAAGAAUUGAAACAGGAAGUAAAUCUCCAUCCAUUUGGUGAAAAAGAAACCCGGGUUACUCUUCCAGUUGUUGAUAUCGGGGCCUGGCUCCAGAACAACACUCACCCAGACGACUUCGUCAUCGUAAAAAUGGAUGUCCCGGAUGACGAGGAAGAGGCUCUUGUGAAAAAACUAGUUCAUAUGGAGGCUGUGGAAUGGAUAGAUAAAUACUAUACAACAUUUCCCGAGAAACAGCUUGACAAAUUACGAAAUAUUUCCGAAAAAUAUGGGCUUCCGAUCUUCGGCUGGGAUGAAAGGAAUGAAACUUUUAGUGAUUUCAAUUAUGUCAAUCCAAUGAACGUUCCACCAGGGGCGAGUUUUGUGAAGGAAGAUUGUAAAUCCACAAAUUCUAGUGAAAUCUUUGCACUUUAUUUUUACACUACUGACAUGUCUUUAAAUACAAUCCGUGCAUUGAAAAUCCUAAGAGGGUACGGCGGUGAAAAAGAAGGGAAACUUAAUGCUGGUCUGUUUCUGCCAUUCGAGCUGAUUAUAUCGAAUCGUGAACUUACUGAAAGUUUAUUUUCUGUUUUCCAUGGUGGCCUAUUCUGGGAUUUACAAAAUAAUCGUAACUUGUCGAACAGUCAGUUCCGAAAUUAUGUUGUGAAGUUGUCAAGCAUCUGUUCUAAAUUCCAACAGCCAAUGAUCCUUCAAUACAUUUUGUUCUCUGAAAAGAACCAAGAUCUCGCAAAUUAUAUAAUGUCAACUCGACAUCAGACAGUGUUUUAUAAGUCAUAUGACCUAAGCAGUUUGAUGUCAUUUUCGGAAUUGGGAUCUUCAAAUUUCAUUCCUGAGUCUGGAACAAUAUAUUAUCUAGAUAUCGGACAGAAAAACAAUGACAAACUUGCAUUAUAUUAUUUGAAAAAUUAUGAAGAACAGUUAAUAUCACUUAUUAAGUGUGCUGUUCCAUAAGAUUUCACCAUGUGAAUGUAAAUUAAACAUACAGUAUAUUCAAA
Messenger RNA from Ostrea edulis (European flat oyster), 1535 nucleotides. RefSeq lists its product as uncharacterized. The record is from RefSeq and is a predicted model, not a curated record. The transcript has a single exon. Lineage: Eukaryota; Metazoa; Mollusca; Bivalvia; Ostreida; Ostreidae. The coding region runs from base 58 to 1491 and encodes 477 amino acids.